AUGCCUCCUGAACAGGAUUACGACGAUCUCCUUGUCCAAAUAGUGGAAUAUGUCAAUAAAAAAGACAUUUCAGGCGAUAAGAAUGCAUUUUGUCUGGCCAAAUGUUCCUUCCUUGACGCCUUGGGAUGCGCAUCCGAGAGUCUUGCAACUAAUAAAGAUGUACAACGUCUAAUCGGUCCCUAUGUACCGGGCACUAUUGUCCCAAAUGGAUUUCGACUACCUGGAACAUCUCUAAUACUUGACCCAGUUAAAGGUGCCUUUGAUUUUAGUGUACUGAUCCGCUAUCUCGACCACAACGACGGGUUCACUGGACUAGAAUGGGGCCAUCCAUCAGAUACUCUCGGGGCGAUCUGCUCAGUAGCUGAUUAUGUCUCACAAUCCCAGAAAAGGCCAAUAACGAUCGACAACAUCCUCACAGCACUGAUCAAGUCCUAUGAAAUCCAGGGCCGCCUACAACUGGCCAACAGCCUUAACCAGCGUGGACUCGACCAUGUCUUCUUCGAGCAGCUAGCAUGCUGUGCUGUUAUCAGUGGACCUGAAUUCUUCAACUUGACCCGAGAUCAAGCACUGGCAGCGCUGUCAUUUUGCAUUCUUGAUAAUGCACCUCUGCGCGCUUACAGACAUGCUCCAAAUGCAAUCCCGCGCAAAGGAUGGGCGGCAGCUAGCGCCACUAGUCGAGCCGUUCAACUGGUACUACUAGCGGCAACUGAUCAACCAGGUGCACCAAAGGUUCUUUCAACCCCGCGGUGGGGCUUCGAGGAUGCGGUCAUGGGGCCCAGCAGAGGCGCGGAAGGUGCAAUUCCCGAAGGCCAGUCUAAGAAGCUUGAGAUGGGAGGCCCACAUCCGCCAAGUCUGGGGACAUACGUCAUCAAAAAUGUAUUCUACAAGCUGAUGCCGUGUGAAGGGCAUUCUCUCACGGCGGUCGAGGCGUGUGUGCGUAUUCGGAAGGAUCUGGUGGAGAAGAAGGUUGCGUGGGACGUGAACCAGGUUGCACGUGUGAAUAUCCGGACGCAUAAUGGUGCUGUUCUGAUUAUCAGUAAGCCGGCCAGCUUCCGUCUGACGAAUCCGGCAGAUCGUGAUCAUUGUUUGGAGUUUAUGCUUGCGGUGGCUUUGUUGAAGGGGGAGCCACCAGAGUAUGGCGAUUACAGUGACAAUUCAUCUUGGUCGACGGACGAGAGAGUUGACUUUUUGAGAGAGAGGAUGGUUGUGACGGAAUAUGACAAAUUUUCUAGAGACUAUCAUAAUCCUGAGAUCAGGAGUAUGGCCAGUGCUGUGAGCAUUGAGUUUCUAGAUGGGACAAGGACUGCAGAGCUUAUCAUUGAGCAUCCAAUUGGAAGCCCAAAACAUCAAGGAACACCAAAAGCAGUCAAGGAAAAGUUAGCCAAAAACUUGAGACUCAUUUACGACGAAAAAACGGUGAAUAAAGUCAUUAAUAUGGUGGAGAGUGAUGAGCAAACCCUAGCUAGUGAUCUAUUUGAUUUGCUCUGGAAAGGCAAAAGUGAGCAUCUUGCUCGCUUUUAG
Penicillium taxi is the source of this 1521-nucleotide messenger RNA. Its product is annotated as MmgE/PrpD family-domain-containing protein. Gene Ontology annotation, molecular function: lyase activity. Lineage: Eukaryota; Fungi; Ascomycota; Eurotiomycetes; Eurotiales; Aspergillaceae. The record is from RefSeq and is a predicted model, not a curated record. The transcript has 2 exons. The coding region runs from base 1 to 1521 and encodes 506 amino acids.